AUGCCCCAGCGGGUGCCCCCGGCCUGGCACUCGGAGAUGCCGCUGCCCGGGAAGCUGCUGCUGUCGGCGGCCGCGCUGCUGCUCCUGUCCCUGGCCUUCAGGUUUUAUAGGAACCGCUCGCCUCCCCCGGGAAAAAUCCCACCGGGAGAGCAGCGGGAAAACCGGGAUGGGGAUGGGGCUCUGAGGAGGGAUGGGGGGGACAAAUGUGGGAAUGGCCCCGGGAUGCAGCCCGCGGCUCUCCGGGGGGAGCAGAGCUUUCCAAGGAAUGAGGAGGAGGAGGAAGGAGAGGAGGUGGGUUCGGAGCUGAUUCUCAGGAAAGCCCCGCUCGGUCCGGCCGGGAUGGAAAGGGAAUGGGGAAGGAAACUGGGAUGGAAGUUGGGAAUUAAAUCAGAAAGUGAAGCAGGGGUUGAGCUGGGGAGUGAUCCCGGGAGCGGGACGGGAAGUGAGCUGGGAAGCGAGCUGGGAAGUCAGCCAGGAAGGAAGUCGGGAAGCAGGCUGGGAAUCAAGCCGGGAAACAAUCCAGGAAGAAAGCCAGGAAGCAAAUUGAUAAUGAAGCCAGUAAAUGAGUUGGGAAGUGAGCAGACAAACGAGCUGGGAAACAAGCUGGCAAAGAAAUUGGAAAUUGAGUCAGGAAUCGAGCUGGGAAGCGAACCGGGAAGCAAGCUGGAAAGUAAGGCAGGAAUUGAGGUGGGAAGAGAGCUGGGAAAUGAGCCGGGAAGCAAAGCAGAAAUUUUGCUGGGAAGUGAGCCGGGAAUUUUGCUGGGAAGAGACCUUGGAAGCAAGGCAGGAGUGGAGGUGGGAAGUGAGCCGGGAAUGUCGCUGGGAAGCGAGCGGGGCUCUCACGACCCCGGGGCCGUGGCCGGAGGCCGGGGCAGCCCCGCAGGGAGGGACGCAGCUGCUCCGGGCUCCGGGCAUUCCCCAGGGAUUCCCGACGCCCGGACAGAGGGGGAUGGAUGCGCCCAGAGCACGGAGCGGGAUCCGGCUGGAGGAGCGGGGAGGAGCAGGGAGGGCAGCGCAGGGACAGUCCGGACCCUCAGCGUCACCUCCAGCCUGGGGCUGCUGCUGACGGCGAGAGAGGCGGGCUCGGACACCUCCCACUGCUUCUCCUCGGUGGCCAAGAUCCAGGUGGAGGAGAACUUCAUCCCGGAGCGCCGGGACCGGGACAGGGACAGCCUGCCCAGGCCUGGCCUGCGGGGCAAAGUCUACGACUACUUCGUGCAGUCCACCUCCGAGUCGGUGUCCAGGCGGACAUCCCUGCCCUUCGUCCCUGCGGGGACACCCCGGUGUCACGGGGAGCGGGGCCAGGCGGAGCCACAGAGCUCCGGAACCCAGGGGGAGAAUCCAAAUUUGGAAAUUCCUGAUCCCGACACCGCCUCAGCUCCACAUGAGGGCACCGAGAGCCCUCCAGAGCCACCUUCUCCCAGCAGCACCCUGGGGAUCAGCCCCGAGCUCCCGCUGCCCGGUGCGGUUCCAGCUGCGGCUCCUGAGCCAUCCCAGGUGUCACUGCCCAGCCAGGUGCACCUGGGGAACUGCUCCGAGGUUCUGCGCGCAGCCAAGGCGCGGCAGCUGCGGGCCCUGCAGGAUGCUGCCCUCCAGGUGAUGAGCAACCACCUCCUGCAGGUGCUGCGCUCCCCGUCCAUCUACGGCCGCCUCAACGCCGGCGAGCGGGAGCUGCUCCCGGCGCUCCGCAGCCGCGGGCGGCCGCGCCUGGUGGUGGCCGAUGUCCCCCCGGCUGAGCCCGGCCACCGCCGCGGCCGCCUCUGCUACUACGACGAGGACGGGGACCGCUGGUGCCAGCUGUGCCAGCUGCCGGCCGAGGUGGCCGGGCGGGGCUGCGCCGUGUGCUCCAUGUUCAAUUACCUGUUCCUGGUGCCCGGCUGGGAGGGGACAGGCCGGGCGCGGAGCCCCUCGUGCCGCGUGCUCUGCUACGACCCCCUGAGCGACAGCUGGUGCGACGUCUGUCCCCUGCGCCAGGCGCGGCCGCACUGCCAGCUGGUGGCCCUGGACGGCCACCUCUACGCCAUCGGGGGCGAGUGCUUGGCCACCGUGGAGCGCUACGACCCCCGGUGCGACCGCUGGGCCUUCGCCGCCGCCCUGCCCCGGGACGCCUUCGCCGUGGCCCACGCGGCCGCCGCGUGCGACGGGGACAUUUACAUCACCGGGGGCACCCUGCGCUCGCUCCUGCUGCGCUACGACCCCCGCGGGGACAGCUGGGCCGCCAGCCCGGCCGUGGGUGACAAGGACAGGACGGCCGAGCUGGUGAGCGCCCACGGGUUCCUGUACCGCUUCCAGCUGCGGCGCGGCGCCGGUGGCACCCAGGUGGCCGUGUCGCGGUGCAGCGCCAGCGCCAGGCUGUGGUACCGCUGCGGCAGCCGCCCCCUGCCCGAGCCGGCCGGGCUGCGCUGCGCCGCCCUGGGAGGCCUCGUCCACUGCCUCGGCCGCGGUUUCCAUCUCCGCUUCCUGGCCGACCCCGUCUCGCCGCGCUUCGGGGCCAAGGAGCUGCGGCCCUUCCCGGAGCCCCAUGGGAGCCUCCUGCCCGCGGUCCUGGUGCUGCCCGAGGGGGGCACGGAGCCACCCCGGCCCUGA
This is a messenger RNA of Agelaius phoeniceus (red-winged blackbird), 2586 nucleotides long. It is a transcript of the gene KLHDC7A, whose product is annotated as kelch domain containing 7A. NCBI's taxonomy places the organism in Eukaryota, Metazoa, Chordata, Aves, Passeriformes, Icteridae. The record is from RefSeq and is a predicted model, not a curated record. Gene Ontology annotation, molecular function: protein binding.